Drosophila serrata is the source of this 1460-nucleotide messenger RNA. It is a transcript of the gene ttm3, whose product is annotated as tiny tim 3. The record is from RefSeq and is a predicted model, not a curated record. Lineage: Eukaryota; Metazoa; Arthropoda; Insecta; Diptera; Drosophilidae.
AUCCUUAAAAGUAAAGUCUGUACAGAGGCUUUUAGCUUAUAUAUAAUUUUAGUUAUAUAUAAUUUGGCUACGAAUAAUGGUACAAGUAAGGUUGAAGACUGGAAUAUCCUUAGGGGUCUUAAAAGGUUAAAAUUCGAAAAAUUAAAUUCAAAAAGAAAGCACUUCCAUUGCUUUGUUUCUCUACUCAAAUUCAUUAGUCUUUAUUAAGGAAUAAUACAAAGUAUCGGUAAGCUUUUCCCAUUCAAGUCUAGCAUGCUCAAUUAUGGCACAUGGAUGCGUAGAGUCUAUAUAUGGAUGGAAAAAUGCGGAAAAGAGCAAUACUUUCUGAAGCCACAGAAGACUGUGUGCACCAAGGUAUUUGAGCAGAGAAUGCUCAAAUCUACCGAAAGUCCUCGACCCAAACAUUUUCUGAGAUCCAAGAGGUUCUACGGCUACACCUUUGUGAUUGGCAGUCUCUUCGGCGCCACCAUAUGGGCUGUGUACGAGCUGGGAAAGCCAGUAGUGGACCAUCGUGGUCCCCUCGAUGAUGAGUUUAGUGAGCUGCCCUGGGUUCGGCAGUACCUGAUGAGGAUGUGGCACUCGUUGCAGUAUUACACGAAAAUGCUGGAGUCACCCGUGACAACGAAGUUGCUGCCGGAUAUCUUGCCGCCUCCCUACAUACAGCCUCCGUAUACGUUGGUGCUGGAGAUAAGGGAUGUGCUGGUUCACCCGGACUGGACAUAUAAGACUGGUUGGCGGUUUAAGAAGCGUCCGGGCGUUGACUACUUCCUGCAACAGUGCAGCAAGAACUUUGAGAUUGUGAUUUACACUUCAGAGCAGGGCAUGACCGCCUUUCCCCUCAUAGAUGCCUUGGAUCCCUAUGGCUACACCACUUACCGUUUGGUCCGUGGGGCAACAAAAUUUGUGGAGCGGCAGCAUAUCAAGGACCUAGACUAUCUUAAUCGGGACUUGAGUCAUGUCAUUGUGGUGGACUGCGAUCGAAAGGCGACUCCCCUGCAUCAGGACAACGUGUUCGUGAUGCCCAAAUGGCAGGGAAACGAUGACGAUGUGCAGCUCUUCGACCUGACAGCUUUCCUUCAACUGGUGGCUGAGCACCAGGUGCCCGAUGUGCGAGAAGUACUCCAUUAUUACAGUCAGUUUGAGGAUCCCAUUGAGCAGUUCAAGGAGAACCAACGGAGGUUGCAGGAAGAAAACCAGGAGAGCGUUCCGUCGACUUCGAGCAAUCCACGAAAAUGGUCAUUCGCUUUGAUGGGACGAUCCUGGCGAGGCUCUUCGAAAUAGGAACAACCUUUUCCCGGGUUCUUUACUUCCGGCCAAAUAUACUUUACAUCAACAAAGAGAGGAAUUAGAGACUAUAACUAAAACGCUUAUUUUACAAUCAGAUCAGGCGACAAUUUUUAAAUAACAUUUUUAACAAAGUAAUAAGUUAAAUAAAAUUCUGUGGGUCUUAUUUUAUUAGG